Nasonia vitripennis (jewel wasp) is the source of this 2027-nucleotide messenger RNA. RefSeq names its product putative GPI-anchor transamidase (gene PIG-K). NCBI's taxonomy places the organism in Eukaryota, Metazoa, Arthropoda, Insecta, Hymenoptera, Pteromalidae. Gene Ontology annotation, biological process: protein localization to cell surface; attachment of GPI anchor to protein; proteolysis. The record is from RefSeq and is a predicted model, not a curated record. Gene Ontology annotation, molecular function: GPI-anchor transamidase activity. The transcript has 4 exons. Bases 650 to 1672 code for a protein of 340 amino acids. Gene Ontology annotation, cellular component: GPI-anchor transamidase complex.
GGAGAUGUUCUAAUAUAAUACUGCGCGGAGAUGUCAAGUACUGCUUUGUUGCACAAAACUACAUAUUUCGACCGGAUUGUCGAUUUAUAAUGGUAUAAACAGUCUUAUUUGCGUUGACAAAUGCGUCGUUUUGAAGCACAAGAGAACAAAGUGUGUAUAAUAAGAAUAAGGAGUAAGGACAGAACACAGAACAAUAUGCGGAUAUGCGCAAGCGCGAUCUAAAAGUAUAUACCUAUAUCUCAUAUAUAUCUAUAUAGAUAUAGAUCCUAUAUAUGUGAAAGAGAAAGAGAGAAACAGGCAAAACAUAGCUAUCUCCAUCUCUUUUUAGAUUAGGUAAAUACAUAUAUAUGAAGGUGCAUUUACAAUAGUGGCGUAAAUGCAGUCUUCCACGCCUGGUCUGCGUUAAUUUACGAAUUUGUAAAGAUGCACUAGACUAUUAGAACAGCUCUACGUAAUUGAUGGACGUGGAUACGUAUGAAAUACUGUUCAUAUAAGUAGCUAGAAUCGCCUUCAAGAAUCACAUUUCUUGUACAUACAUACAAACAUAACCGUACUCGGACAAGGCUUUUCUAAUAAUCAAAAACAAAAGUGAACAAUGGUGCUUUUUAGUUGAAAUUCGAAGACAAUCGAAAAAAAAACACCAUCAACAAUGAAUCUCUAUUGGAUAAUCUGCCUACUGGCAGCACAGAUCAUUAGUGUACUCUCGUUUCAGAUUCCAGAGAGCUUUGGCAAAACAGGUCAUUCAAAUAACUGGGCAGUACUAGUGGAUACUUCAAGAUUUUGGUUCAACUAUAGACAUGUAGCAAAUGUCUUGUCAAUUUACAGAAGUGUCAAGCGACUUGGUAUACCUGAUUCUCAGAUAAUUUUGAUGAUUGCUGAUGAUAUGGCAUGUAAUCCUAGAAACCCAAGGCCUGCAACAGUAUUUAAUAAUAUUAAACAACACAUAAACGUUUAUGGUGAUGAUGUGGAAGUAGAUUACAGAGGUUAUGAAGUGACCGUUGAAAAUUUUGUCAGGCUUCUUACAGGUCGAUUAGCACCAGAAACACCCAGAUCAAAAAAGCUGUUGACAGAUGAAGGAUCAAAUAUUCUUAUUUAUUUGACUGGUCAUGGAGGUAACGGUUUCCUCAAAUUUCAAGACUCUGAAGAAAUAACUAGUCAAGAACUGAGCGAUGCAUUGGAGCAAAUGUGGCAAAAAAGGCGUUAUCACGAAAUUUUGUUUAUUGUUGAUACAUGUCAAGCUAGUUCCAUGUAUGAGAAGUUUUACUCACCAAAUAUUCUAGCAGUGGCAUCUAGUCUUGUUGGAGAAGAUUCACUUUCUCAUCAUGUUGAUCCUGCCAUUGGAGUUUACAUAAUAGAUCGUUAUACCUAUUAUGCAUUAGAAUUCCUCGAGACUGUUGAACCUUCCAGUACUAAAACAUUGAGUGAAUUUUUGAAAGUGUGUCCGAAGCAUUACUGCCUUUCAACAGUGGGAGUACGAGAAGACUUGUUCAGAAGAGAUCCAAAAACUGUUCCAGUAACAGAUUUCUUUGGGUCAUUGAGACCAGUUGAACUUACUACUAAUAUUAUAGAAAUAGAAGACUUUUCAUUAGGUAACCAAACUGUCUCAAAGGAUGACCCAGGAAAAAAAUACAGACUUGUUCCACAAUUUCCAAGUGGUGCUCAGUACAGUUAGUGUGUAAAAAACAUUUAAAAAGCUGCUAACUUAUAAAUUAUAACUAAAAGAUAACAAAGUUAUAUUGAUAUACUUUGUUAUUUUUUAUAUAUAUUUUAUUUCAUUUAAAGUUAUAUUUUGUAAAUCUGUGAUUUGCUAAACUUUUUUCAUUAAAUGAUAAACCAAUCGUGAUGCGUGUUUUGUAAAUAAAUAGUCAUAUCCGAAUCAGUGAAGCCAUUAGCAAUAAAUAGUUUAUACAUAAUAUAUUUCAAUAAUCAAAAUUUUUACAUAUGUACUUUGUGUAAAUUAUGAACACAAUGUAUGAAUUGCGAUUUAUACAUCAACAUACUUUGUAUAAACUUGGUAUUUAACAUAA